GUGGAUGCGAGAGGACCGCGCCGUUAUGGCUAUAGCCUCGCGCAAGGCAAGCAGCAGCAUUCUUCAACAGAAGAACGCAACCAUCGACUGUCCUUCUUCGUCAAAAUUGUGAUUCAUAACUGUAACACAACAGUGUGAUGAGAUUGUUUUCCUGUUGGCAAUGGGGACUGUUUGGUUACUGAUGGGAGCAUGACAACACAGAAGCUCACCUCGGCAGUCCCAGGUGGUGAGGGCAAAGGCGACGGAGAACCUGGGACUCUGUCCGAGCCGGAAGACGGUACACAAGCCCACUGUAUGCGCGGAGCAGGCCACUGCAAGUGGUUCAACGUGCGGAUGGGCUUCGGAUUUAUAUCGAUGACCAGUCGUGGAGGAUAUCCUGUUGAUCCUCCCCUGGAUGUAUUUGUACACCAAAGCAAGCUGCACAUGGAGGGCUUCCGCAGCCUGAAGGAGGGGGAGGCCGUGGAGUUCACCUUCAAGAAGUCCUCCAAGGGCCUGGAGUCCGUGCAGGUCACGGGGCCAGGAGGAGCACCCUGUGUGGGCAGCGAGAGGAGACCCAAAGGGAAGAUCGUGCUGUACAAACGGAAGCCAAAGGGAGAUCGAUGCUAUAACUGUGGAGGUCUGGACCACCAUGCCAAAGAGUGCAGUCUCCCACCCCAGCCAAAGAAGUGCCACUACUGCCAGAGCAUGUCACACAUGGUGGCCCAGUGCCCCCACCGGGCAUCUAUGCCUGCUGCUGCUGCUGCUGCUGCCACCACAAGCACUCAGGGAAGAGCCGGCACUGACCUCCACACCUCCGGGCCCCUGGCCAGCGCCCACCAGUCUUCACAGGAGGCCUCCCCCAGCAGCAAGUCCUCCAGCUCACCUGAGGAGGGCCUGCCCAGGACCUCCACCGCAGCAGCCCACAGGAGGAGGAGGAGGAGGUGCUGAGGAGAGGGUUGCUCCUGGCCUAACUUAAACACACACACAGACGCAAACACACACACACACAUGUGUAUGCACACACUCACCUACAUGUACACUCACACACACAUACACAACAAUCUCAUCCACAUACAUGAAGGUGCUAUCUGUUCUGCCUUCUGCCCAUAGAUCAUAGCCCACUACACAUCUACCUCCCAGUGAUUCCACAGUUUGUCAUGAAUAUCCAACAAUGACAAUAAUACUCACACUGCUACUGCUGUCUCACUCAUACCACAAGCAUAUCAGACUAGAUGAAUGUUCCUGGAGACCUCAAGGCAAAGUGAUUUGUCAUGACAAACAAGCAACAAACCAACAGGAUCCAAGUAGAAGUGUGGAUGUUGUUAGUUGACCGCAUCUUGCCUGAACUUUUACCUGAGCUGUUGUGUUGCUUACUCGGAUUUCGCCAAGUGAUUUCCUUAUUGUUUAAACCAGCGUAUCCAUUACGGGUUCAUGGGCAGAAUCUCAGUGGUUAACGAAAAACAAACAGAGAUCUUAAAAUCAUCCUCACAGUUUGCCUGAAGCACUCUUAAUCGACGCGUGAGACAAUCAGCGCAGAGGCUAGGCAGAAACCAAAGGACGACAACUCUGGCGACAAUUUCACCCCCUCGGAGAGCACAGGAUGCACCAAGAGGUCUUGUGCAGUCCGGUCAUAAGACACUGGAAACCAAUACCUCCUGACUCAGCCCAAGUGCGCCCCAGAAUGUAUCGCUCUGUCGUCAGCCAAGCACCGACUCGACUGGAACAAGCCGCCCUGCUCUACUUACCCAUCCUGCACCAACCCAAGCAAAUGCCCACACUGUUACCAUGGAUCCAGUCCAUGCUGAGUCUCCUGCCCUAGCUGACUAACACAUGCGUCAUGCACAGUGUGUGUGUGUGUGUGUGUGUGUAGCUAGCUGGCAAAUUAGUCAGCAUAUCAAAUGUACCAGCACAAGCUGGAAACAGGAUCGAAGCAUCUGUCAUGAUGGACCAAGUGCUAGAGGGCUUUGACACUCUCUAACCUGAAGGGGUGACAGUUGUAGGCCAAGCAGAGUGGGUGACUCAGUCUCUUGUCAGUUAGACAUUUAUGACCGUUUAAAGACCAAUGAAUUCACAUGGAGUCCAUGAAGGGUAUUCUUAAACUGCGGAAAUGGCCAAACUCAAAUCAAAGCUGACCAAGCAGCAAAAUGUUUUUCUUAUAGUUGUUGUCUCUCUCUCUCUCUCUCUCUCUCUCUCUCUCUCUCUC
Alosa alosa (allis shad) is the source of this 2182-nucleotide messenger RNA. RefSeq names its product protein lin-28 homolog A-like. The record is from RefSeq and is a predicted model, not a curated record. The transcript is spliced from 5 exons. Lineage: Eukaryota; Metazoa; Chordata; Actinopteri; Clupeiformes; Clupeidae. Gene Ontology annotation, molecular function: zinc ion binding; nucleic acid binding. Bases 190 to 927 code for a protein of 245 amino acids.